AUGGAGCGCUAUUUGCGAUUUUACAUAAAAUUCCAAGGCUAUAUGAUCGGUGUGUUCACGGUGCUGUUGUCGGUGCUAUUGUCGCUUGUGAUAUACGAGAAUAAUCCACCGUACUAUCCGAUGGAGAUGUAUUAUGACUUCCGCUUCAUGGGCAGUACGGCGAUAGUGUUGGGACUGUUCUGGUUUGUAGCUGGUGUGGCCUUCCUGUACGGUGUGUAUCGCGAAAUCAAGCAGUGCUUGCUGCCGUUCGCUCUGCUGUAUCUGCUCGAUUUGUUUCUGCUUGCCAUCCGGGACAUUGUGAUGGUUUGGCACGACCGUCGCUGGUACACCAUGGUGUUUGUGAACAUACCGUCGUUGCUGGCAGUGCUGUACAUCACUUGUUACUUGUUCAUGACGCUGAUCGCUUUGGCUCGUUUGUUCAGCAGCGAUCCGAAGCCGCAAGCGGGUGAUAAUUUUGUACGGUUCAACAACGGCAUCACCAAUCCAGUCGCAAUCGACGAGGAAGCUGCACUGGUGGCGGAAUAACUCGCAUGUGCUGGAUUCUGUGCCGUUGCCUAUCGGUGUAUUGUGUGUAUGCUUAGCUCAAACCCCGCGGCAUCAGUAGUUACGGUCUAAUCUUUCAUGUUACCGCGUUAUCGUCGUAUAGAAAGCUUUGUUUGUGAUUGUUUCUUCUAUAGGAGCUGUUUAAUUUAAACAGCAAACGAAACACGCUUGCUGAUAAUGCAUCGAGUGUAUCUUUUUCAUCGAACUCUC
This is a messenger RNA of Anopheles moucheti, 753 nucleotides long. RefSeq lists its product as uncharacterized. The coding region runs from base 1 to 525 and encodes 174 amino acids. The record is from RefSeq and is a predicted model, not a curated record. Lineage: Eukaryota; Metazoa; Arthropoda; Insecta; Diptera; Culicidae. The transcript has 3 exons.